Coregonus clupeaformis (lake whitefish) is the source of this 1382-nucleotide messenger RNA. RefSeq names its product RNA binding motif protein 46 (gene rbm46). Gene Ontology annotation, cellular component: nucleus. The record is from RefSeq and is a predicted model, not a curated record. NCBI's taxonomy places the organism in Eukaryota, Metazoa, Chordata, Actinopteri, Salmoniformes, Salmonidae. Gene Ontology annotation, molecular function: mRNA binding.
UGGCUGGAUCUGGAGCGAGGCCACUCUAUGUCAGUCACUAAAACCACCUCGAGGAAAAGAGAUCGAUUUUCUCUGAGGGGAAUUUGGUAGCCGACUAACGGUAGUUGAUCGAUGUAUUGAACACAGACGCUAUACAUUGAUCAAUCCCCGGGGUUUACCUAUAAUACAUAUAUUUACGACUGAGCCAGCCAGCCAGCCAGUCUUCCAACGUUAGCUAACCAUGGACGGAGACGGCGGUAGUCUGAUGGGGGAGGACGGGAGGAUGGAGAGCCCCAACGAGGCUGCCCUACUAGCGCUGAUGGAGAACACUGGAUACAGCAUGGUACAGGAGAAUGGACAGAGGAAGUUCGGCGGACCGCCUCCAGGUUGGGAAGGCCCUCCUCCCCCACGAGGGUGUGAGGUGUUUGUAGGUAAGAUCCCUAGGGACAUGUAUGAAGAUGAGUUGGUGCCAGUGUUUGAGAGAGCUGGGAGGAUCUAUGAGUUCAGACUGAUGAUGGAGUUUAGUGGAGAGAACCGGGGCUACGCUUUCGUCAUGUACACUACCAGAGAGGCAGCUCAGAGAUCCAUCCACCUCCUAGACAACCAUGAGAUCAGACCAGGGAAGUUUAUAGGAGUGUGUGUCAGUCUGGACAACUGUAGACUGUUCAUAGGGUCCAUACCUAAAGACAAGAUGAAGGAGGAAAUACUAGUGGAGAUGAGGAAGGUAACAGAAGGAGUGGUAGAUGUCAUAGUCUACCCAAGCUCUACAGACAAGACUAAGAACAGAGGGUUUGCCUUCGUUGAGUACGACUCUCACAAAGCAGCUGCCAUGGCACGGAGGAAACUAAUACCAGGUACGUUCCAGCUGUGGGGAUACACUAUCCAGGUGGACUGGGCCGAACCGGAGAAGGAUGUUGACGAGGAGACCAUGCUACGUGUCAGAGUGCUCUACGUCAGAAACCUGAUGAUGACGACUACUGAAGAAACACUGCGACAGGAGUUCUCUAGAUUCAAACCUGGCACUGUGGAGAGAGUCAAGAAACUGACAGACUAUGCGUUUGUCCACUACCACUCCCGUGAAGACGCAGUGACGGCGUUACACCUGAUGAACGGAGCGCAGAUCGACGGGGCCACCAUCGAGGUCACCCUCGCCAAGCCUGUCAGUAAAGAGGGCGGGCGACGGUUCAGUAACCGUGGUUAUGUCGGUAACGGUAACCUUGUGGGUCCCUACGGCGAUGUGUCCUCCACCGGGGGUUUUCUCUUCCAGGGCCGUGAGGAUGGAGGCAUGAUGGGAGGAGGAGGAGGAGGGAUGGAUGGAGGGACUCCUCUUCGACCUCUCAGCCUGCCACCCCGCCUGGGGAGUCUGUACGUUGGAACAGGAACAGGGGAUGUGGAGAGGUGUG